This is a messenger RNA of Aaosphaeria arxii CBS 175.79, 867 nucleotides long. Its product is annotated as glycoside hydrolase family 128 protein. Lineage: Eukaryota; Fungi; Ascomycota; Dothideomycetes; Pleosporales. The transcript is spliced from 3 exons. The record is from RefSeq and is a predicted model, not a curated record. Gene Ontology annotation, cellular component: fungal-type cell wall. Bases 1 to 867 code for a protein of 288 amino acids. Gene Ontology annotation, biological process: fungal-type cell wall polysaccharide metabolic process.
AUGUUCGCCGACACAACGCCUUUGGGCUUGCUCUUUUGUUUCUCGUCUCUUGUCAGCAUGUAUGUCCGUGCUGCUCCAAUGUUCUGGAAUCAGACCCAAGUCGCAUCUGUAUCGGAGACUGCCGGUAACAAUCGUAGGGGAGUGUCUUUCAACGAUGCGUCUUUUACAAAGUCAUUCAACACAAAUGGACACCGAACUACGUGGAUGUACAAUUGGGCAUCUUCCUUCAAAGGCCCGGCCGGUCCGUACGAAUUUGUUCCGAUGCUCUGGAGCGAUGCACCAAGCCUUACUCGCGACUGGUUCGCGAAUGUGGACAUAUACGCGAAGGCGGGCCCUGGAACCACCCAUGUGCUGUCUUUCAAUGAGCCAGAUCAGUGCGGCAACGGAGGCGCAUGUAUGCUCAAUCUUGGUAAAAUCGUCGCUGCACAUAAGAGAUGGAUGGAGCCGCUCCGUCGUUAUGACAAGAAGGUCUUGAUCGGCUCUCCUGCAGUUACCAACGGUCGUCGGAUUGGCAACAGAGGGCCAGUAGGGGUCGAGUAUCUCAAGCUGUUCCUCGAAGGUUGCACUGACUGCAAGAUAGACUUCGUCUGUAUUCAUUGGUACGGUUCAUACUCCGACGUCGAGCUUUUCAAGCGCCAUGUCAUCGAUACUCGGAACAUUGCUAAGACUCGGCCGAUCUGGAUCACAGAGUUCGGUGUGUUUGGUUCGGAUGCACAGAUACUUGGGUUCUUGAGCGUAGUACUCCCAUGGCUGGAUAGCCAGCCUGACGUCCACCGCUAUGCUAUGUUUUGGGCGGCCCCCGGCUUUCUCCUUAACCCUGCUGGAAGCGCAUUGAGUACACUCGGACAGGCGUACAAUCAUUGGUGA